Molecule: messenger RNA, 1562 nt
Organism: Anastrepha ludens (Mexican fruit fly)
Lineage: Eukaryota; Metazoa; Arthropoda; Insecta; Diptera; Tephritidae
Product: protein FAM151B
Exons: 5
Coding region: 36-1193 (385 amino acids)
Source: RefSeq, a predicted model, not a curated record
AAUCACAAAAAAAAAACAAUAAUAAUUACACUAAAAUGCUUGAGCACAGUGAGGUCUCUGUAAAAUGGCUAAACAAGAACGUGGUUUUGUGUAUAGGUGCACUGCUUAUUUUGGCACAUAACCACAAUGCCAAUGUAGUUGCUUUAUCUGCGGUGGGAACGCAGUCCAACAACAACGUCAGCUUCCUUUACUAUAACGUGCUGCCAAUUUCUGGAAGUAGUGGCAUCAACUCAAGCGCGCAUAAAGAGGAAUUGCAGCUAAAUUUGCGUAAUCGGCUGCCAAUCAUCAUGCCCAUAAAUGAGAAAGUAAAUCUCACCGCCAUCACAUGGGCACAUGCGGUGAACAGCCAAAAAGAGCUGAACGAAGCGCUCGAAAGCGACAUAAAUAUGAUUGAGGCAGACAUUGUGCUUGGCAAGCUUAAUAACACUGGCGAUGAUUUGCCGGUGAUGGCUCAUCCGCCAGCUAAUUCCUCGGAUCUGUCUUUAAUGGAAUUCUUGUUGCGUAUUUUGGAGCAUAAUGAAGAGAACAUCGAGGCAGCGAAGGGUGUGAAAUUAGAUUUCAAGUCCAUUGAGGUCUUUGAGGGCUCAUUGGAAAUUUUGAGUGAACUGAUACCAUUGAUGUCCUAUCCCAUUUGGCUUAAUGCCGACAUCAUCAGUGGGCCUGUCAAUCAGUCCGAUACGGUGCCUGUGGAUCCAGAACGUUUCUUCGCUGGUGCAGCAAAAUUCGAAACGGCCGUACUUUCGAUUGGUUGGACAACGCUCUGGGGCGCCAAUUAUACAGAGGGCGCGUAUACAGAGCAGGAAAUCGAAGAAAUGUUGGUUGCCAUUAAAAACAACAAUGUCACCGCCAAGCAGCAUCCCAUCACGUUCCCUGUGCGCGCUGGUAUUGCGGCAAAUAGUAUGGACCAGUUGCAUAGUCUUGUAGCCGCAGUAAACGAGACAAAUGAAAGCUCCAUCACUAUUUGGUCAUCGGAUAAUGAUUUUGUUGAUGUGGAGAAAUUACGUAAAUUAAUUUUCUCAUUCGGCUUCGAUCGCGUCUAUUUGGAUGUACCCGAUGCAUUGGCCGGUCAGUUGGAUUUGGGACGUGCGGACACCGGCAGAGCCCCGGCAAGGCUACCAUCUUUGUUCAGUUUUAGUGUAGUCAGCGCAUGUUUGGUUUUAGCCAGCAUGUGGUUAAAUCGCAUUAGAUUAUAAUUUUGUUUGUCGCAUCAAUGACUUAUUGAUUUUCUGGAGAGAAGAAAUAUGAUAUUGAGGAAUAUAAGUAAUAUAUUUUGAUAUUCACGAAAUGCAGAAAAUUCAUAUUAACAAAUAUGCAAGCAUAAAUAUACAUAUAUGUUAAAAAAAUGGCAAGCCUUAGUUAAAUUUUAAAUUUCUACUUUAUUGUGAUCACGUUCGCCGUUUCGUAUGAAAACAGCGCAAAAGCUGUAUAAAGAUGAUUUUCAUGAAAGUUUGCUCUCUGAGAGAUAUGUGGUUUGCUUUAUGAAGAACGUGAUAAAUACUGCACAAGUCUCAGCAAACUGUAUAAAAUAGUCUUAUUUUUAAAUAAAAUUCAUAUUAAUUGUG